Ictalurus punctatus (channel catfish) is the source of this 2858-nucleotide messenger RNA. RefSeq names its product hes related family bHLH transcription factor with YRPW motif like (gene heyl). The record is from RefSeq and is a predicted model, not a curated record. The transcript has 5 exons. Gene Ontology annotation, biological process: regulation of transcription by RNA polymerase II; regulation of neurogenesis; anterior/posterior pattern specification. Gene Ontology annotation, molecular function: protein dimerization activity; DNA-binding transcription factor activity, RNA polymerase II-specific; RNA polymerase II cis-regulatory region sequence-specific DNA binding. Gene Ontology annotation, cellular component: nucleus. The coding region runs from base 634 to 1617 and encodes 327 amino acids. Lineage: Eukaryota; Metazoa; Chordata; Actinopteri; Siluriformes; Ictaluridae.
AAAGACUGUGUAAGAGAGAGAGAGAGAGACGGCCUGAGAGUGAGAAACAGAAGAUGAGGCAGAAGACAGAGGAGGCUAAUUAAAAGGAGGAAAAAUGACAGGGGGAAACAGAGAGGGGGAGGGCUGAUCAGGGCUGGAAAGGAGGGUGAGAGCGUGAGGGAGUAAAAGAGAAGAAGAGCCAAACUGGCGAUUCUGCCAAAUUGCCUGACUUUGACUCUGGAGAGAGAGAGAGAGAGAGAGAGAGAGAGAGAGAGAGAGAGAGAGAGAGUGGUGCUUCUGUACAAAAGGGAUCAAGGGAAUGUGACUUGGCAAGUGCCAGAGCAUAGGGGUCUAUUGAAGAAGAAGACAAACGAGGACCAAGCUGAAACAGCAAGAGAACACUAAUAAAGAGUCUCCAAACAUAGACGUUUUAUUGCGGUGAGAGGGAAAAGGACAGAGACGGAGGAGAGAAAGAGAGAGAGAGAGAGAGACAGAGACAGAGAGAGGCGUGCUGCUACACCAGACUGUCUGAUUUACUUGCAGUUAUUUGAGGGUAGAAGAUCUGCUAAAAAUUUCCUCCAAAGGAUCCAGCGCUGUUCUGGUUCUUCAUCCUUACACCAAUUCACUUGGUCAGAAGAGAAGAGCUGCUAAGCCAUGAAGAGACCUCACGAUUACAGUUCUCCAGAUUCAGAUGCGGAUGAGCUGAUCGAUGUUGGGCAGGAGGACAGUUAUUGUUCUGUCACUGGGUCCAUGUCUCCCGGCAGUACAUCACAGAUCCUAGCCCGCAAGAAGAGAAGAGGGAUAAUUGAGAAGAGGCGCAGAGACAGGAUCAACCAUUGUCUGUCAGAGCUGAGGAGACUCGUGCCCAGUGCCUUUGAAAAACAAGGUUCAUCUAAACUUGAGAAAGCUGAGAUUCUUCAAAUGACAGUGGAUCAUCUCAAAUUGUUGCAUGCCAUGGGUUCAAAAGGUUAUUUCGAUGCUCGUGCACUGGCUGUAGACUACAGAACGUUGGGAUUUCGUGAGUGUGUGGGCGAGGUAGUGAGGUACCUCGGCUCUCUGGAGGGUGCAGAUUCUUUAGAUCCUAUUGGUGCCCGUUUGGUGUCCCACCUGAGUCAUUGUGCCAGUGAGCUUGACCCUCUGCAUCAGAGCCCAGCCACUUUGGCCUUUCCUCCUUGGCCUUGGGGCUCCUUCCCUCAGCUCAGUGCCUCCUCUAGCCCAGCUUCCUCUUCCCCCUUUCCUCCUGCCAACCGCCGACACAUGGCCCCUCAUGCUGCUGCGACUCUUCUGGCAUACCCCUCGCCAACCAUGUGUUUAGCGCCACUGGGAAACCAGAGGGCACUAUUGACCCCUGCAUUAUCUCCAGUGCACAGGAUGUCCUCUGUUUCAUCACACCCUCAUAGACUGGCACAUCCAUCCACAGAGAACUCAACUGUUCCCUCACCUUUGCAUUCUGUCCCAUCGCAUUCUCAUAACUCCUCCUCCCCUUCCUCUAAUUCCUCUUCGUCUUCCCCCUCCUCUUCAUCCGCUGGACAUCCUCAGGUUUCCUUCAGACCCUUCGUUGCUCUGAGAUCUCCAGCCCCACUGAUCAGGGUCAGCAAGUCUGCACACACUUGGGGAACAGAGAUCGGGGCCUUCUGAUUCAUCUAAUAUCGUGGACUUUUGACAAAUAUGCAACUCAUACCUUGUUGGGACAAAAGAGCUAUGAUAUCACGAGUAAUAUCCAUUUGGGUUAUAGUUAUUACAAAAUGUUAAGAAUGUAUCCUCUUAACGCUCCCUAUGUUGUUACUUAAAAACUAAACCCAAAUAGUAGCAAUCGAACAAUGCAAAUAGUGAUACAUCCACAUUAAAAAGCAAUUAUAUAUUAUUUAAAUGAAAAGACAAGUUUUAACUCCGUGAUAUUCUAGAUUUUUUUAAUGCAAGACUGGUGAAUGGACUGGUGAAAAUGGUGUCUUUCUCAAUAUAAACACAAAUUCCAUCAUCUCUACUGAUGUAUUUUUCUGUUUGUUUGCUUAUUUGUUUCCUCAGUCAUUUAAUUAUCUUUUCUCAGAUUCUCAUCUAUGUUAUCCAUUUGACAUGAAAUUGCUUGUGGACAUUUCAUAAAGAUAAAAGUGCCUUUUCAAAUCAGUGUGUUACAUUAUUUUUUUCUCUGGGUGCGUCAACCAACUCCCAAACAUUAGGUGGCAGCAAAGUAAUAGUUCAUGUAAAUGAAUUACAUGACAUCAGUCAGCUUGUAGUCAGCAUAUGCUGGAACAGAAGUUGAGUUACUGUAUGUGUCAGCAUUAGCUCAGUGUGUUUUUGGCAUUAAGCGUUACUCCGAGCUUGAUGUGGCUUUGGGAGGAUUACUUGCAGACCAGAAACCAUCCUUUGGUGUGCAAUAUAAUCAGUGUGCCACUUUGUGUUUUCCUGAGCCCUCUCAGAGAGGAUGAUGGGAAUGGUGGAGGGAGGAAGUGAAACGUGGUGGCGGUUAGCUGACUAUCUUUGCCAUCAAGAGUCAUCUGGUCAGAGCUGCAUCUCAUAUCACAUCCACUGUUUAUUGCUCAACAGUCUGUACACUGUAAUUUGGAUAAGUCUGCUGUCUCUCAAAAUUACACAUUUGUCCUCAUGCAUGCACGAGACUAAGCUACUAAUGACACAUUACUAACUUUGUCAACAAUGACCAUACAGAAAGCUUUCUAUAAACAUAGUCAUACACAAUCAGGAAAAGAUACCAUUUGCCAUAAGCAGGAUAAAGUGGUUACUGGAGAUCAGUGAAUUAAUGUCGAAACCUGGCAACCCUUCCCAUGCGUUUCUGCCAUUCUCUGACCUCCCCAUUAAAGUAAAAACCUUGCUCUCGUGAAAUUUUUUUUUUUUUUGUAUGCAUCCUAUGGGAUCCCAAUGCA